AUGCUGUGCCCCAAUGGAUGCGAAGGGAAUGCCGACGUAAGUCGAGCCACCGGGUGGUUGCUGGCAUCGUUGUGCAGAUUUGCCGAUGCCAAGGCGCUGACGCGUGUGGCCUGUGUGUUUCGUUUGGGCAACUCCACUGAAGAACUUUACGCCUUUGAUGCUGCAGCUCGGACCUGGGGGGUGAAGUGCCGUUGGUUCUUGGGCUUGGCCUCAGCUUCUGUGGCCGAAGACGCCCGGAGGAUUGUGAACGGAAGCAGAGCUCGAGUCCUUGAAGCGCUUCCGGGUCCUUCACCCUUGGAGGUGCUGCUGCAUGCGUAUCGGCUACGUGGUGCUUUUCCUGGUGGCCCUCCUCUCCUUGCGUGUAGUCUCACAGAUACGCAGAGCUCUCAGCAUUUUUGCUGCACGGCUACACCUUCCAAGAGUAAGGCAAGACUUGCCCUUUUCGGCGAUGUGUGGAUCAAGGCUUCUGUGCCAAGUGAGCACGUGCGUUGCGGCUACCUCUUUGCGUCCAACGACCUGAAGAGGUCUGUGCCCUUGGUGGUCCAGGUCCCGUGGGCCGAUGCCCAGUGGGUCCGAGACCACGGUACCCUACAGCACUUCAUGUCAGGGGAGCAGCAGGACAUCAUAGCCAGAGCCCUGGAGCUGUCUUCGCCUUCGGUCUAUUCGCGAACCUUUACGCUGCUUGGCCGCUGCCUUCUUCAUGGUGCCGGGAGGAUUCUCCCAUUGCAGCACGUGGCUACCCGCUACCUGCCAAAGGUCUAUACGUCACCCAUUGCCAAGACGCAGGCCUGUGCAGAGGCGGUGGAUGUCCUGGUUGGCCAAUACAUUGCUGCCAAGUUGAAGGUGGCAACUCCAAAUGAGACGCUGGACGAACAGAAUUUUCAGCGGAUUGUUGGUACAGAUCACAUGCGGCAGUGGUACAAACACCGCGUGGCCUAUGCAAUGAUGGAGGAACAAGAACGCCUACAAGGCUGGAAGUAUGACUUAGUGCUGAAGUUGCGGACGGACGUGGAAAUCGCCCGUCCACUGAGCUUGGCGGACUUCCCCGAGGUGGCGACCGCGCGGGUCAUUUACAGCGCGGGGGAUAUUGUGUUCUUCUGCAAUCGGGAGGUCGCUCAUAUUCUGUUUGAUGAUAUCCUGCAGAAGCUGGCAUCUCGAGCUGGAAACGAACGCAAGCUGCUGCCCCUCAACUAUGGCCGGAUCUUGCGAACUGGAGAAGGAAAUGCUUUGCCUUUGCAGGUUUUUCCAGACGUUGGGAAAGAGCUGCGAGACGCGCUUGUUGGCAACCAGGGCCGAGGCCUUUUGAUCUCCGCCAUUCGCAAGCAUCGUGCAUCCCUGGAAGCAGCGCAUCUUCGGGCGGAAUCUGAGGAUGUGCCCAUCUUCAGUGGUCAUUGGAGGUUCCGCAACGAUACCAAGCAGUACCAGUACUGGAAGAAGACGAACCGAAUACCACGCGAUCAUGAGAUGUGCUCGAUGAGGCAUUGGUUCUAUCACGUGCACCAAGCUGAGCCCGAAGUCCUGAUGAGAGGAUGGAGCGGUUCACCCUUGAAACUCUCCAAGACCAGGCAUUACCAGCAUUGCAACUGCGAGCCCCCAACGUGCAUCCCCGAUGGUUGGCCAGUGCCAUGGCCAGCGAAUCCACCUCGGACGUGA
Cladocopium goreaui is the source of this 1653-nucleotide messenger RNA. Lineage: Eukaryota; Dinophyceae; Suessiales; Symbiodiniaceae. The record is from the annotation of a GenBank genome assembly.